UCAAUUUUCAAUUUUGUAAUUUUUUAAUAUUUAGUUAAAAAUUGGUCCUCAAAAUUAGAAUGCACGAUGUACUUUCAAUUUGUAACUACACUAAAAAUGUGAAAAUGAAAAUGGCGGGAAAGUGCACUGACCAAGAAUGACUCAGUUGUUUGUAUUAUUGUGUAUAAUCAUUACAAUUUGAAAUUGCUGGCUGUUUAUCUCUUGCAGCUAUUUGACUCAGUAUGACUGUGUGACAUUUUUGAAGUAUCUGGACUCUGUAAGGUACAACUCCGAGAAAACAAUAAGCAAGUCUUCUACUUGGAUGUUUUUGGAUGCAGCUGAUCAAAUUUUUGCUUGUGCUCGAGCUCGGGUGUUUGGAGAUGACCAAGAACAGAAAGCAAAAAGAUCAAAGAAAGAAAGAGAGCCACUUCUUGAAGAGAAUCCUAAGUGGAAGUUGCUGUCUGAUGUUCUUGAUGAAAUUAGAAGUAGCAAUUCAGAAUCUCUCCAGGAAGGUAGAAUUUUAGUAGUAGCAUCUGAUGAUCAUACAUGCAAUCAAUUAAGAGAAUAUCUAACAAGUGGUGUAAAAUCGUUUAUGAGAAAGGUGUUUUUACAAGCUUUUGGGCCAAAGCUGCAAGAGCCAAUGCCUUCUGUUGGAUCAGGAAAAAGACAAGGGAAAGGACGAGGACGAGGACAACCACAUGGACGAGGACAACUACAAGGACGAGGACAACCACAAGGACGCAGACGAGACAGACAAAAACUUACUUCUGAGUCUCAUCAGAAGCAGGCAGCAACAAGAGUGCAGGAAGACUCUAUUGGUGAAUCUGCUAUUCAAGGGGAGAAUGCUGCUGACAAACAAUCGGUACAUGACAUUAUGACAGUGUCUCAGGCUGUACUACUUGUGCCCUUGAAAGGGGCAAGUGAUUCUUACUUGCUCACACGAGCACUUAAAGAUCAUGAGCCUCAUUAUGUUGUUCUCUAUGAUCCUGACAUGAAAUUUGUGCGAGAGUUGGAGGUAUACAAGGCAAAAAGGCCCGGUGUUCCAGUAAGAGUGUACUUUCUGUUUUAUGAAAAUUCAGUUGAGGAACAGAGAUAUCUUACAGCUUUACGAAAGGAAAAGGAUGCAUUUGAGUUACUUAUUAGAGAGAAAGCUUCUAUGGUAGUUCCUGAAGAUCAGGAUGGGAAGAGUGGUCAUGCAGUAAAUUUGACCCGAGACUUGAGCUCUCCUGCAAGUGCUUCAACUAAUAGCAGUAGAAAGGCUGGUGGAAGAGCAGAAGAUGCAAAAUCGACGGUGUCUUUGCUUAUAUUCUCAUUGAUUGGGUUGGUCUUGACAUGUGUUCAUAAUGAUGUGUAUAAGGUUGUUGUUGAUGUACGAGAGUUUCGAAGUAAGCUUCCGUCAAUUGUACACAGACGAGGCAUUGAUGUGGAGCCUGUCACGCUGGAAGUAGGUGAUUAUAUUUUGAGUCCUGAAAUGUGUGUGGAACGAAAGAGUGUGUCAGAUCUCAUUUCAUCUUUGACAUCAGGACGACUGUAUAAUCAAGUGGUGGCUAUGACCCGCUACUACAAAAGACCUAUGCUGCUGAUAGAGUUUGAUGAAGCUAGAUCAUUUAGUCUUCAGCCACGAUCAGCUGUUGGCAGUGAGAUCUCAAGCUUGAGCAUUCCUUCGAAAUUAGCUCUUUUAACCCUUCACUUUCAGAAGUUACGCAUUCUUUGGUGUCAGAGUCCGUAUGCUACAGCUGAGUUGUUUCAGUCUUUAAAAGAAGAACAACGACAACCAGAUUCUGCAAUAGCAGCAACAAUUGGCACUGAUUCAGAAAGUGUGAAACAUCAAGGCAUGGUGUAUAAUUCUGCUCCUCAAGACUUUUUGCUGAGACUGCCGGGAAUAACGUUCAAGAACUACAGGUAUGUCAUGAAUCAAGUGGAGAACAUUGCGCAGCUUAGUCAAAUGAGCAUUGAGAAGCUGAAGGAUUUGCUUGGGAAUGACAGUGGAGCCAAUGAUAUGUGGAAUUUCUUUCAUGUAAAGUCUGAUUCAGUUGGUAGUUCCAAGAAGUUGCGGUAAUGAUGGUCAACAAAAUUAAUAUGAAUAAUUAAUGUUAAUUAGAUAUACAAAUAAACAGUCAUCUUUAUAGCGCAGUCACUUAGCUAUAUUAAUGAUUGAUUUGUACAUUGUUAUGUAUUUGACUUCUAUGAGAUUGAUUAUGUGACAAAAAUGCAAGAUUGUAUUUUUCAAAAUAAUUCUCUUAAUUAACUUUAAGCGAUAUCGGA
Molecule: messenger RNA, 2244 nt
Organism: Corticium candelabrum
Lineage: Eukaryota; Metazoa; Porifera; Homoscleromorpha; Homosclerophorida; Plakinidae
Product: DNA repair endonuclease XPF-like
Exons: 18
Coding region: 302-2038 (578 amino acids)
Biological process (GO): nucleotide-excision repair involved in interstrand cross-link repair; resolution of meiotic recombination intermediates; double-strand break repair via homologous recombination
Cellular component (GO): nucleotide-excision repair factor 1 complex
Molecular function (GO): single-stranded DNA endonuclease activity; single-stranded DNA binding; damaged DNA binding
Source: RefSeq, a predicted model, not a curated record